UGGAGGGGAGGAUGGUGCGAUUGCAAAAGCCUCCGAGAAAGUAUAUGGGAGCUUCUUGACAUUGACCUACUACCUAACUUUGAUCCAUCCAACGUUACCAAACCUAUAGCCUAAAUCCAUAGCCAGACAGCUUCGGCUAAACCAAACCUUAAUUCUCUCUCUCUCUCUCUUUCUGUUUGCCUCGACAAAUAUAAAUAACAAUUAUUUUCAUUAUGUCAAAAGCAAACAAAAGCAGAGGAAAAAACGAGACUCAGAAGCUUUAGACUUUUCUUUGAAAAGCUUAACACCCACAACCCAAAAGCGUGUUUUAUUUUCUUGUGUCGCAUUUCCAGGUUUCUCUAUCGAUCAUUGAAUUGAAUGGAAAUGGGACUGACAUUUCUCAUCUUCAUGGUUUGGGUUAGAUUGGGAAUUUUUUUAUGUGGGUUUUGCUUGGCUGCUGAGAAACUGAGGGGAAAAACUCGAUAGACUGUAAAAAUUAAAGGGUCUUUUUCUUUAUGCUGUUUGUGUUGGCAAUUUGGGAAAAAUUUCCUAGGAGUUCCUAUCAAAUACCAAUGAGUGAUCAUCUGGUUUUGUGUGCUGAUCGUCUCAUAACACCUGAAAGUUUGCAAUCAAUGGAAGGAGAUAAGGAGUCAGCAUCUUCUGGGGAGUGUUCAUCGUCUCAUACUGCUGAUGAACACACUUGUGUUAUUAAUGUUGAGGAAGUGGGGGAACAUGGCAUAUCUGAGGAAGAAGAACCACUUAUUCAAACAAUGGAAUGCCGCAUUUGCCAGGAAGAGGACAGCAUUAGUAAUUUGGAGGCCCCUUGUGCUUGUAGUGGUAGCUUGAAGUUCGCACACAGGAAAUGUGUUCAGCGGUGGUGUAAUGAAAAAGGGGACAUAACUUGUGAGAUAUGUCACCAGCCUUACCAACCUGGUUAUACUGCCCCACCGCCUCCCCCCCCAAUAGAAGAUGCAACAAUUGAUAUCAGUGAGGGUUGGACCAUUGCGGGCACUCCUUUGGAUUUGCAUGAUCCUCGAAUUUUAGCUAUGGCAGCAGCAGAACGUCAUUUUUUGGAGGCCGAGUAUGAUGAUUAUGCUGAUUCCAGUGCUAAUGGAGCAGCAUUUUGCCGCUCUGUGGCUCUAAUUUUAAUGGCUCUUCUGCUCUUGAGACAUGCUAUGUCCCUCACUGGAGAUGGUGAUGAAGAUGUUUCUGCAUUUUUCUCUCUUUUCCUGAUAAGGGCUGCUGGUUUUCUUCUCCCAUGUUACAUCAUGGCCUGGGCCAUCAGUAUAUUGCAGCGGCGGAGACAAAGACAAGUUUACCUUCCCUACUUUUUCCUCUCUAUUCCUCCCCUAUGCCCUUUCAAUUUUCUCUUUCACACACUUACUCCCCUGUCAUUUACUUUUGCUUAUAGUUUUGCUAAAAUUUUAAGUCUUUACAUAGUUGUCUUAUUCUCUAACUCAACAAUUGUUAAUUUGUAUAUAUUUCAAUCUUUUUUGAAUCAGGAAGCGGCAGCACUUGCAGCUACUGAGGUUGCAUUCAUGCUGCAGGCAGGACAACGGCGGAGCUUGCAAGUCACAAUUGCACCUGGACCUGGAGUAACUCCCCACCAAGCCACAACUCCACAACAAGAGCCACUUCAAUGAUGAAGUGGCUGGAGAAUAGUUGCUGUGGAAACACGAGUGAGUUAGUGAUUGUCUUACUCGUGCAGGCUGUCUUGGAGUUGCCUACUUUUAAAAUACUAGUAGUACACUUUAUUUAGUCUUCUGACAUGUGUAUUUUCAUGACUCUUUCAUUUGAGCUGCUUGAGAUGCUUUUGUGUUAAGAGCUAUUGUGUCCAGAUGAACACGACAGCAAGAUAUUCUGAGAGUUUUGUUGUGAGUUUGGCAUGAUUCUUCAUGUACCCAUGAAAAUAUAUUUGCUUAUAUCCAUGUAUAAAAAACAAGAAGUUAUUCUGAAUACACGUGUAUGUUAAAUUC
Molecule: messenger RNA, 1955 nt
Organism: Hevea brasiliensis (rubber tree)
Lineage: Eukaryota; Viridiplantae; Streptophyta; Magnoliopsida; Malpighiales; Euphorbiaceae
Exons: 8
Coding region: 495-1622 (375 amino acids)
Biological process (GO): protein ubiquitination
Cellular component (GO): membrane
Molecular function (GO): ubiquitin-protein transferase activity; zinc ion binding
Source: RefSeq, a predicted model, not a curated record